Molecule: messenger RNA, 1935 nt
Organism: Daldinia caldariorum
Lineage: Eukaryota; Fungi; Ascomycota; Sordariomycetes; Xylariales; Hypoxylaceae
Exons: 1
Coding region: 190-1698 (502 amino acids)
Source: RefSeq, a predicted model, not a curated record
GGAAGUACUUAUACUACCUACCUGGUACGGUAGGUAAAGUUAAUAAGGUUGUUUAGGUACAUUUCCAACCAUCAACAUGAACCUUAGAACAUUAACGACUCAACAUCAAAAUUAACAAGUAACUUGCCUCCUUACCAUCUCAUGGUACUCAUUUAAAGAAAACAUCGCGAGGCUUCAUCGAUUUGCAGCAUGUCUAAACACUAUCCCCUAAACGGAAUAGACCUAGACUUUAGUAAAUAUGAACAUCGUCCAAUAUCAUAUCGCGACGUCAUAGUCAACCGAAUAAUGCAGGAGUACAUGUGGCCGAAGAGGGUGAAGUCGUUUAUCUACGAGAAGGCAUUCGAAGAAGAUAGCGCAUUCGGCCAGAUCAAAGGCCGCGACCGAGAACUCGGUCUUGAUAUGCAGGUUCUGUCCAAGGUGCUCAAAACCGACUACAGCUCGUCCUUCGCUGGUCUAGAACUACGCUACCUCUACUCGUGGCCUGCUGGCGCGCUUCCCAGACCUCUAGGUUACCUUUUAUUAGCCGAACCUUUGCCCAUUGUUGGUAAGAUCGCCCUGGGGCUUGUGGAACGGUAUUAUCUCGAGUCUGAACCUUCCAUACGGGCCUGGCUUGGGUAUCUCUUCCGUUCUCGAUCAAGCUCUUUGGCCGCACAUCAGUCAGGCUGGAAAAAAGAUCUAGACCGGCACGUCAAAGGCUACGAAUCAGUUAAAAGGACGGAUUACCGCUAUUCCUUGUUUUCCGGCGGUCACCGCUUCAGAAUUAAUACCGUUAACGAUCUUGAAUUCUACAUUGAUCCUCAGUUUGUCAGCAGCCGGUGGCUGAGUAUCUUACAAUAUCAACUAUUCCCUUCAACCGCACCGGCAUACAGCCAUCCAAAAAGCUCCACCAGGAUGAAACACCUCGUCAAUACUAGAUGUGUGCGCCGAGGGAGACCUCAACGGUCCAGCAGUCUACCUGCACUUCAUACAUGGAACACGGCAGCUUUAAAUAUUCAAUACAGGGUGGACUGUGAAGAUAGAUGGAUCAUCUACUUCCCUCGCCGCCCCCUGUCUGAACUUGAUAAGCUUUCACGCCGCAGGAGCUUGAGUCGAGCUCAUAUCCGAGCAAUGUUCACCGACAAACCCAAAGUGUUUGAGGAGCCUUCACAGAAACAGCCCAAGGAGAAACCCGGGAGUCUAUGUGCUAACUGUUCCCAGGAUAGAAACCAUCGUCCUUCGGCCUGUCCUAUGGGGUGCGGAUAUUGUAACUCGUCGGCUCACAAAGCGCAUACUUGUCCAAUUAAAGCGAGUAACCGAUGCAAAUGCAUGCCCUUUCCACAAUAUCACACUUGUUUCGACUGUGAUGUAAAUUGCAGCCGAAAGUGCGGAUGUCCAAGCCUCCCAGGCUCCGGCCACCACAAGAACGCAAUGCUCUGUUCCUACCGUUGCUGCAUGUGCGGUGCCAAGGGUCACUCAGGAAGAAAAUGCUCGCUGAAAAAAUGUCCGUGCGGGGGAAAUCAUCUCACUCAAGACUGCCGAUGGAAGGUAGAGUGUCCAGCUAAGAAUUGUAAUUUUUAUCUCUGCCACCUUCAUUGCAGGGAAUGUGGAAAGAAGAAGGACAAAGCUUCAAAGGAAAAAUUCGUUGGCAGGACCUGUCAAGACUGCUUGAGGAAUGGUAAACCUGUCUUAGCAAAGGCGGAGUUAGGGGAACGAAAUUAACUUAACAAAUAUUGAGAUUACAAUGGAUUCAUGAGAGUAAACGACAACGAGUUGCAGCGUUUACAGAUAGAUUUGAAUGUCUUUUCAGUGUCAGAGCGGCGUUAGAACUACCCGCUAUCGAACGUCGUGGACAGGACCGGCUCGUAGUCAACAUAUCCGAUCCGGCCAAGUGGGACGGGAUGAUCUGACUUUAUAAGUUCAUUCAUGACGCCCAAUCGACGUCAUCGAGGACUACCA